AUGACAACUUAUUCAAGAAACAGCGCUUACCUCACCAAUCUCAGAACCCUUUUGUCCUCCCUUUCUUCCAACCGUCCCUCUUUCUCCACCGGAUUCUAUAGCACCUCCGCAGGUCGGAGCCCUGACGUGGUUUCCGGACGUUUCCUAUGCCGGGGAGAUGUAACGCCGGAAGUCUGCCGUAGCUGCGUCGCCUUUCUCGUCAAGGUCACCUUCAAUCGGUGUCCGAAUGAAAAACAGGUCACGCUCUAUUACUAUGAGUGUAUGCUCAUAUACUCGGACCGUAAUAUUCUCUUGAACUCUUCACUCGAAAGUGGUUUGAUCGAGUGGAACCCUCAGAAUGUUAUAUCGAACCAAACACAGUUCAUAAACUUGGUCUCUUCCACAAUGAAUCAAUCUGCUGUCGAGGCAGCGAGUAGUUCUAGAAACCUCGAUGCGAGAAAAGCCAAUUUCACAGCGUUCCGGACUAUAUACGUUCUGGUUCAGUGCACUCCUGAUCUGACGAGACAAGAAUGCUUGAGCUGUCUUCAACAGAACAUCAAUCAAUUAGCGAGUGACAAAAUUGGGGGGGAAGUAUUGGGAUAUUGUAGAGGUUAA
This is a messenger RNA of Microthlaspi erraticum, 594 nucleotides long. Lineage: Eukaryota; Viridiplantae; Streptophyta; Magnoliopsida; Brassicales; Brassicaceae. The record is from the annotation of a GenBank genome assembly.